UUGCACGUCCAAGUCGGGCUCUGUUUCUGUUGUCUGUUAUGACAAACAGAUAUAUUUAUUUUAUAUAAUUGUGUUAUACAAUAUGCUUAUGACCACGGAUGGCACACAGACUAGUCCGUGCUUGUGAGUUAUGACUAAAUAAAUAACUUCAGACUUCUUAUCAAACACUUUUUAUCAAAAUAUAAUAGAGUAAAAUAUUUCCUGAACUUCCAUGCAAUAAUUUAGUAUUGUGUCAGAUUUAACUAUUUAAGGUUAGAUCAUUUUGAUAAUUUGAUGUUGGUUUUCAAAAUUUCAAUCUGAUUGAAGAAUAUUGAAUUUGAAUUUAGACCYGUGAAGUGUGAAUAGUGGAUACAUGAAAUUUGAACAAUUCUAGUUUAAACUCAAGAUAUUUUUUAACUUUCUAGAAGUAUGGAAAAAGAAGGUAACAAACAGGAAAAUAAUCCUCGAAUACCAUCAGCAGUCUUUGUGGAUGAUGUAGAUAAGUUUAUGGAAAAAACAGAAAAUAGUAAUGUUGAAGAUGUACUUAAAAGAUUGGAUGAACAACAUAGCAAAUAUAAAUUUUUUGAAUAUAAUUUAAUUACAAAGAGAAAAAGAUUGCAAUCACAAUUACCCGAUUUAGAAAAUACACUUGAGAUGAUUCAAACUAUGAAAGCUCAUAAAGGACAACAGUUGAAGACAGACUUCUUGUUAUCUGAUGAUGUUUAUGCGAAAGCUCACAUACAAGGAACUGACAAUGUGUAUCUUUGGCUUGGUGCUAAUGUCAUGUUGGAGUAUAAUCUUGAAGAUGCCACUGAACUUAUUUCAAGGAAUAUACAAUUGGCUACAAACAAUAUGGCACAAGUUGACGAUGAUCUUGACUUUCUAAGGGAUCAAUUUACUACAACUGAAGUUAAUAUGGCCAGGGUUUACAACUGGGAUGUUAAACGACGACAAGCAGCCAAAACUAAACAAUAAACAUUUUAUUUAUUCUUAUGAAACACUAAUAAAUGCUUCUUUUUUUAUAAAAUUAAUUUAACCAU
Molecule: messenger RNA, 1019 nt
Organism: Diuraphis noxia (Russian wheat aphid)
Lineage: Eukaryota; Metazoa; Arthropoda; Insecta; Hemiptera; Aphididae
Gene: mgr
Product: prefoldin subunit mgr
Biological process (GO): microtubule-based process; protein folding; tubulin complex assembly
Cellular component (GO): prefoldin complex; cytoplasm
Molecular function (GO): tubulin binding
Source: RefSeq, a predicted model, not a curated record